This is a messenger RNA of Fukomys damarensis (Damara mole-rat), 3881 nucleotides long. RefSeq names its product BCL2 like 11 (gene Bcl2l11). NCBI's taxonomy places the organism in Eukaryota, Metazoa, Chordata, Mammalia, Rodentia, Bathyergidae. The transcript has 4 exons. The record is from RefSeq and is a predicted model, not a curated record. Gene Ontology annotation, biological process: meiosis I. The coding region runs from base 205 to 792 and encodes 195 amino acids.
GGCGGCGGGUGGGCGGGAAGGCGUGGGCUCUUCGCUGCGCUGGAGGCUCUGAACCUGGGCGCCUGGUUUAGUCCCCUGCGCCGCUUCCACGGUGACAAUCAGGGAACGCUGGGUCGGCGCAGGUCGAGGGUUGGACGCCGAGGGGCCCGGGCAGGAACGCGGACGCUACGCACGGAAGGGAAGGGGAGGACAAAAAAAGACCAAAUGGCCAAGCAACCUUCCGAUGUAAGUUGUGAGUGUGACAGAGAAGGCGGACAAUUGCAGCCUGCUGAGAGGCCACCCCAGCUCAGGCCUGGGGCCCCUACCUCCCUACAGACGGAGCCCCAAGGUAAUCCCGAAGGCAGUCCCGAAGGCGAACACGGCAGCCCACAGGGCCCGCUGGCCCCACCGGCCAGCCCUGGCCCUUUUGCUACCAGAUCCCCGCUUUUCAUCUUUGUGAGAAGAUCUUCCCUGCUGUCUCGAUCCUCCAGUGGGUAUUUCUCUUUUGACACAGACAGGAGCCCGGCACCCAUGAGUUGUGACAAAUCAACACAAACCCCAAGUCCUCCUUGCCAGGCCUUCAACCAUUAUCUCAGUGCAAUGGCUUCUUUGCGGCAGUCUCAGGCUGAACCUCCGGAUAUGCGCCCAGAGAUAUGGAUCGCGCAGGAGUUGCGACGCAUCGGAGAUGAGUUUAAUGCCUCUUACCCAAGGAGGGUAUUUCUGAAUAAUUACCAGCCAGCCGAAGACCACCCCCAAAUGGUUAUCUUGCGACUGUUACGCUACAUUGUCCGCCUAGUGUGGAGAAUGCACUGACAGGGUCCUCGCGGAGCCAGGAUACCUGCAGACAUUUGCCUGUUCCAGUGGACAGGCCCAGCCCAUGGGUUCUUGGCACCGCUGCUACACUGCCUCUGCCGGAGUUUCCUUGCCUAGAGGCGUUGCAGGCUGCAGCGGGUGACCCUGCACCAGUCGUGACCUUGACCUUUCUGCUCCUCGCCACAUGGCCACACGGCAGAAUUUCCAGUGGAAGUUCACUGUGAAUGUAAAAUGAGGGAGAAUUUUUCUUACUUUUUUUAAAGUACAAAUCAUGGUUCUUUUGGAUUAGGAUCAUAUGUGAGAAUGGUGUUUACAUGCCGUGUGUAAAUGUGGGGUUUUUUUCCACCUUCUUUAAUAACAGGUUUUUUCAGAAAGGAAAUGGAAACUUUUUAACCAGCUCAUGAAUGAUUUUUGUACUAAAAUUUUAAGAACCUCAGAGGAUUGUGUAAUCCUAGCGGUGGAAACUGAGCCAGCUAAUUUAUAAAGCUGACUUAGUUUAUUUUUAGAUUACAGAGUUUUUAAACUGGGAGAGAGGUAUGGUCUGUCACCCUCCCUUCCCUGCCGUUGCCUCUUUGAACUUUUUUUUUCUAAUUAUCAUUAAUACCUAAAGCGUUCUUAUGAAAUGGAACUGAUUAAAGGGGCAGAGGGAAUACCACUCCCAUCUUGUAAAUAUUUAUUUACCUCCUUACACUCAGUUUUAUUGGUGACAAAAUUUCAGAUGGUUUUGUGAGUCUUCCCUGACCCCCUUUCUCAAUGCCCAUCCGACCAGUCUGAAUGCUGGUGCCCAGGCUGGCUCCAGGAUGCUUACACGAGGUGUCAUCAGGCCCGAACCAGAGUCAGUAGGUGUUUAUGUCUUCCUGGCUCGUUCAUCUGUGUGUCACUAGCAGACUGCUGGGGACAUGUUCCAUGUGGGCUGUACUUGUCAUUUUGAUGUUGGUAGAGGUGACAGCAGUGACAAUAGGAGACCAGGCCUGACCUCCUCGUGCACGGAGAGUCACAAGGAACACUCCACAUCCAGUCCCAGGUGGCCCCAUGCCCACCCCACAGGAUGGGCAUCUGAUGGCCACUUUUCAGGCACCUUGGCUUUUAGUCCAGCCCACACCCCUGGCCUGUAUAUAAUACCUGUACUUGGCCCGCUCUUCUCAGCUCACUCUGAAGUACAGACUUAAUUCUGCCCUCACAAGUACCAUAGAAUACCAGGAAGAGUGAAAUGUCCCUUCAGCCUUCUGAGAGGCAUCUGGUUUUGCUUGUCUCAUUCAUUCUCUUAGGACAGUUGGAUCUUAGCGGGCCACCUCUGCCUCCACCUGCCUUCCCCUAGGAUGGGGCACAGCCAGCCCACUCAUAGGUCAAUCAUUUCAAAAGCCAGCAGGCAGAGGAGUAGCCUGGGGCAGAAGGCCCUGGUUCAGACACAAAAGAACAGUCAGGCAGGCACUAGGAUAACCCAAGAGAGAGACAAAGAUGAGGGGUUGAGAAAGGAGGGGAGGGGUCUGAGCCCUGUAACUGAUGAUGUUUGAAAACUAAUCAUUAAACAACUUUUUGAAAGGAAUAUAAGAGUUUUCUAAUAAGCCAGCAUUGCCAGCAGCUGUGACGUUUGCUUUUUGCAUGACAGGGGAUCAGUGUUUUCACAUUAUUAAAUUAAGAGGAAAAAUCUAUUCAUUUGUACGUUCAUAAGUUUAUAUACGUGUAUAUAGAUAUAUGUGUAUAUAUAUUGUCUGUACACUUUUUUCCUUUACAUAGAGUGAUUUGGUUCCAAAUAUUCUUCCUUUUUAAACAUUUUUUUUUCCUUAAAAUCUCCUUUGGGUUUUAAAUAUUUUGAAAGCCGUGUUGGAGCUCAGCUUGUUUCUUGGCGUGUCUUGAGCCUACCUGUAGGGUCCCACACAGCUCACAGCUUACAGUGGUCUGGGGGUGCAGUCGCGACACACACACACACACACACACACACACAUACCAAAGAUGUUUUCUGGGCCACCCCUUCCCAGAUCUCUGCUCUGUGCCAGUCUCUGGCUGGAGCACUUUAUAUGUCUUCAGCCCGGGAGUGUGAUGCAGCUUCGGCCGGGCAGGAGAUGUUCCUGUCUCAUGUGCCCAUGAGUGUGCUUACCUCUGCCGGUGACCUCAGAGCCCCUGGCUGAUCAAGGAAGCCACUCUGAAGGACCUAAGUGAUUCUAUGAAUUGUAGAAGUAUUAAAGAACAGGACGCUGGCACCAGAACUUAAGAGAUGACUGGUUGUCUCUGUACUGUAUCUGUUUUAUCAAAAUGCCUCCCUGUAGAAAGUUUGCCUCCUUACUGGGGGUUUACCUUUUACUUUUAUUAUUAUUUCUAAAUUUUUUGUAGAUCCUUUUUUUAAAAAACAUGAUGCGGGUUUUGUGCCUUGAUAACCUCUCAGUGUGAGGUUUGUAAAAAGUGUCCUGUGACUUCACACCGAAAUGCAAUAAACACAAGAUGGCUUUGUGGCUAAUUCUUUAGGUUUCCUUCCAAGAAACGAGUUAAUGAAGAAUGGGGUGGGGGGUUGCCAAAGCCAAUUUAAAAUUCCUUUUGAUAAAAAUGUAUGUGGUGGAAUACAGUUUUCUUGUUUCCCCUUAAUACUGUACAUAUUUUUGACUAUUUAUUAGAUUAGGUUAUAUUUUACUUAUCAACUGAGCCAAAUGUUUGUGUGCAAUUGUGUUUCCUUUACCUUUCUUGUAAAAUUUUGUACAGCAUAAAUGAGUAAAAAAAAAAAAAAUCAGUUUCCCUAAACUUUUCAGAAUCAAGGAUUGUAAAUAUUGUAGAUUCUUUUUCUGUGUAAUGUGUCCUACUGUUUUUAAUGCUGUAACUUGUAGAAAUAUUGUAUAUUUAUUUUCUGCUUAUUUAAUGUCUUAAUUUCUUGAAAGUAUUGACAUUGAUACCCCUCCCUGCCCCUGCCCCUGCCCCUGCCCCAGAGUCGCUGCAGCCCCUGAGGUGGGAGAUGGUGGCUCUGUGCAGACUGUGUCCCCUUGCUGACGUGGUCCCCAACUUUACUCUUGGACUUUGCUAAAAUAAUAUGGCAAGUAAUAAAAUUUUACUUCCAAGAGCCGGGCAUGGUGGCGCACACCUAUAAUCCCAGCACUUGAGAG